This is a messenger RNA of Mycotypha africana, 631 nucleotides long. RefSeq lists its product as uncharacterized. Gene Ontology annotation, molecular function: zinc ion binding; DNA-binding transcription factor activity, RNA polymerase II-specific; RNA polymerase II transcription regulatory region sequence-specific DNA binding. Bases 98 to 583 code for a protein of 161 amino acids. Gene Ontology annotation, biological process: cellular response to starvation; regulation of DNA-templated transcription. Gene Ontology annotation, cellular component: nucleus. The record is from RefSeq and is a predicted model, not a curated record. Lineage: Eukaryota; Fungi; Mucoromycota; Mucoromycetes; Mucorales; Mycotyphaceae. The transcript has 2 exons.
UUAUUUUUUGGCUUUUUCUUAGUUACAGAAUAAUAGUAACUCCUAUAUAUUCUCAGUUUCCUUUUAAACCAAAAAGAACAGAAAUUUGAAAAUUAUAAUGCAGUCUAUGCCAUAUUAUCAACAACAGCAAGGUUAUCAACCUCAGGCACCCUAUCCUUCUCAAGCUGCACCUGCACCUGCGCCUCCACCACCUCACAGUCUGCUGAAUGGUGCUCCUCUUUUGAACCAUCCUAACGGACUUCCUCCCAUGCAGCAUCCCGGUAUUCCCGAUCAAUCGCAGAUGGGUCCUCCUCCUGCACAAGCACAAGCACCCAAGAGAAAACAAGUCAAGAACGCUUGUACUAACUGUCAAAAGGCUUGUAAAAAAUGUGACGAUGCUAGACCUUGUCCCAGAUGUAUAAAGUAUGGUAUUGCUGAUACUUGUGUCAAUUCUGUAAGAAAGGAACGUAAGAAGGGUAUUAAACGUGGACCUUAUAAGAGAAGACAAAAGACAGGUGGUAAGUUAUCAUUUUCACGUUCGUUGAAAGAACAAAAAAAAUUUUUUUUUUUUUUUAGAGUUGCUGUGCUGUUUCUCUGUAUAUAAUCACAUCCAAUACACAGGAUGCAUUUCGUGAACGCGUUUUUUUUUUUU